Messenger RNA from Mesorhabditis spiculigera, 360 nucleotides. Lineage: Eukaryota; Metazoa; Nematoda; Chromadorea; Rhabditida; Rhabditidae. The record is from the annotation of a GenBank genome assembly.
AUGAUUUUUCGUGUGCUAUCUAAGUACUGGUACAUCCCGGUAUUACUCUGCCUCGGACAUUAUCUUUCUCGUUACGGACUCCAGAAGCAGACAGAGGAGAAGAUCGGGAUCUGCCAGCAGUUUGCCAAAAUCAUUGAAGAGGACGAAAACGCGGCCAAGGUGCGGGUUGUCGAGGUUUUGCAAUCACGGGCCUGUUUUGCCAAUGGCGUCGCCGUAAGCUACUAUCAGCACCUUUUUGACUGCUGGUCAGCGUUGAACAAACAGCGAAAAGCCUGGCCCCGUGCCAGCGGGACCUGCGAAGAAAUUACCCGGGACUACCGUUUUCGAUUCGACAGAGACUCCGAGCGAUGCGCGCCGCCA